Closterium sp. Naga37s-1 is the source of this 413-nucleotide messenger RNA. Lineage: Eukaryota; Viridiplantae; Streptophyta; Zygnematophyceae; Desmidiales; Closteriaceae. The record is from the annotation of a GenBank genome assembly.
CCAGACGGCCACGAUCACACCGACCACUCCACUCGCCUCUAUUGAUUGCCCAAUCACCUGGCCGUGCAAGUACGCCUCAUGCUCCAACAACUCUGUCUGUCUGGACGCAAGCGGCAGCAAGCGAGCCACCUGCAAGUGCGACGAGGGUUAUAUUGCCGUCAACGGCACCUGCCGAGACAAGUGCAGUCUGCUGUGCCCGGCCAACGCAUAUUGCGUCAGGGACGCGGUCGGGGAGCCACAAUGCUACUGCAACAAGGGAUUCGAUAUGAACCCUGCGGACAGUACCUGUGUUGACAAGUGUGCAUCAGUAAAGUGUGCGCUCAACAAGACGUGCACCAAGGAUGCGGACGGGACUCCAAUCUGUACCUGCAGCACCGGCUUUAAGCUGGCGCCCGACAGCACCACUUGCAUUG